This is a messenger RNA of Trichoderma virens Gv29-8, 576 nucleotides long. RefSeq lists its product as uncharacterized. The transcript is spliced from 2 exons. The record is from RefSeq and is a predicted model, not a curated record. Lineage: Eukaryota; Fungi; Ascomycota; Sordariomycetes; Hypocreales; Hypocreaceae. Bases 1 to 576 code for a protein of 191 amino acids.
AUGGGCACCGCAAUAGAGACAACACAAGGCCGCGAUGCCGACGCUGAUGCUGGGAACAAGAGGCAUCCCACAGCACUGCUGUCCUCUGCUUACUCGUAUGCUCAGGGCUCUUUCAACUCCCUGAUUUCGCCCUCUUCUCGCCAACGCGCAUACGACGCGGCAUAUUCCUUUGCCUCCAAGCAACCCAUACUCUUCACCUUCACAGCUUUCCAGGUCCUCUUUUCCCUGCUACCCCUUCUGCUAUUCUUCUCCUUUGCACUGUCAACCAUUCUCCUCGCCCUCUCCGCCGCCUUUGCCUUUGCGUUUUUCUGGAUCGGCAUCGCGUGUCUUUUCUUGAUCCCGACUCUAUUCAUCACGGCAUCUCUCGCAAUAUUGUGCUGGGGAACUUCAGUUGGGAGCUUUGUUGUUGCUAGAAGAUUGUUCCACUAUGCGCCAACAACAGCCGUUCAACAUGCCAGGGAUGGCACACAAUCACCGAAAAGUGAGGACACUCUGGUUGGAGCCGAAGUGGUGGUGCCAAAUGGGGUGGAGGUCAAGAAGGAGGAUCGAUUUGAGGAGGCCAAGAGUGCAGAGUGA